CUGUGUUGAACAGUCGGGGGAAACAACGGAGACGCGUCCGGAGAUUACACACUUACACGGCUCCACUUGUGAGAUGUGCGUCUCAAUCGGCAGCGGAUACAUGCAUAUCCCUUCAGAUACGUUCACAUCUGGAUUACGCAUCAUCUGGAAGGCUGAUUUACUGUUUCCUGCGGACAACUCAAAAAAUGUAUCAUUCUUUGAAUACUUGAGGAGUGACGACAACUUUCCUCUUGUCGGACUUCGCCAUACUAAUCGCCGCAUAUAAGAAACGAGGAGCUUAAAACAACAAAAAAAAAACAGUUCCCGGGAUUUAAAAAUGCAAGCAGAUGAUUUUCCCGAUCAGGAUUUGCAAUUUUAAUUUGCCAGUUUGGAGUGUCUGGAGCGGGGACACACCAAGCAAUGUUAUCGGCGGAGAUGCGUUGUUUGCUGAGGUGCAUGUCCGUGGAUGUUGCAGCUCGCUCGGGCUGCACACGGUGCCUUUGGGUGGCUGUGAUUGGACCGGACACAGACUGGGGCUGACUGAUGUUUGUCCGAGAGGAAAUGUUUUUGGGGAGGAGAUCAAUAUGAGCUACUGGCGCACGCGAGAGGGGGCGAAUGCCAGUCUUCACGAUCACACGUAUUACUCUGAGGACGGAGGAAAACGAGCAGGACUUUUUCUCAUGGAUUUAAAUUCAAAAGAGACCAGAAAUAUCUUCUUACCUUCAGACAUUGAUGCAUAAUUAAUGUGAUUCGUUUUGUUGGCUUUGCAAACUGUUACAAGAUUGUUACAAGUGGAUGUGGAACGUGUUUGGUCUUGCACUAAAGUUUUUUCCCCCCUAUUUUGACUAUCAUGCAUGGGACUUUGAUAUUGCACCAUUUUGACUUAUACAAUAUCAAUUCUUUGAACUCCUCUAACAAUAUAUUUAUCACCUGGACGUUUUUUCUGAAAUAACAACUGGAGUUAUGGGACAUUACAAAAACGCUUUUAUGGAAGAGAACAAUCAGUUGCCUCAUUUUUAAAUACAGUAAAAUGUAUUCAAAAAUGCCUGGAAACAUGGCAGUGAACUGGGUUGUAUAUUCAGUUUUUUUACUUCUACUGUUCGCAGUGGGGACAGCUUUCUCGGGGGUCUUCAACACCACAGACAGAGACAUUUUUACAGAUGACUUACUGCAGGUCAAGCUCACACAAGCCAGAGCGACUGAGCAGUGGAAAAUACAGUCUACUGAUUCCCAUCCCAACCUAUAUUUUAACCAAGUGGAUGUGUUGCACUUGAGGCAAAGGUCCUCCACCACCCACAGUCACAUAUUUAAAGUCAUACGUGCGGCUGUGCUCACCAUGUUGUCUAAUGUCCCCUCUUACAUGCCCCCUGUGAAACAUGCGGAGUUUACAAGCAAGUGGAACGAGAUUUAUGGAAACAACCUUCCUCCCCUGGGUCUCUACUGCCUGUUGUGCCCAGAGGACUCUGCUGCCCUGCAGUUUCUUAUCAAGUUUAUGGAUAGGAUGGCGGAAUACCCAGACUGGAAGGUAACCAGUGCCCCCAACGACGAGGUCCCCAUGGCGCACUCUCUCACUGGGUUUGCCACUGCUUUUGACUUUAUUUACUCCUACCUGGAUGAGCGGCGGAGGGAUGUUUACCUUAAGAAAAUUCGCUCUGAGACAGAGGAGCUGUUGGAGCUAUCAAAGUACAGGGGGUGGGGGAAACAGUACCUCCAAAAUCAUCAAACCACUAACGUAUUAGCCAUCCUGACUGGUGCAAUAGUGGCUGGAUCACAUGACAACCCGGAGUCAAUGAUCUGGAAACAAGUGGCAGUGAACUACAUGGAGAAAACUAUGUUUCUCCUUAACCAUGUUGUUGACGGCUCUCUGGAUGAGGGAGUAGCCUAUGGCAGCUACACAGCCAAGUCCAUCACACAGUAUGUCUUCUUAGCUCAGCGCCAUUUUAACAUUGACAACCUGCAGAACAACUGGCUGCGUGAACACUUUUGGUUUUAUUAUGCCACUCUCCUGCCGGGGUUUCAGAGAACAGUUGGCAUCGCAGACUCCAACUACAACUGGUUUUAUGGGCCGGAGAGCCAGCUGGUUUUCCUCGACACAUUCGUCAUGAGGAACGGGACGGGUAACUGGCUGGCUCAACAGAUCAGAAAGCACCGACCUAAGGAUGGGCCAAUGGGACAGUCGUCUGCCCAGCGCUGGGCUACACUUCACACUGAAUACAUCUGGUACAACUCCCACCUCACGCCACAGCCUCCCCAGGACUUUGGAAAAGCUAGGAUGCAUAUUUUCUCAAACUGGGGUGUGGUUACCUACGGAGCAGGGCUACCAAACGGCCAGGGUAAUACUUUUGUCUCCUUUAAGUCUAGCAAGCUGGGUGGCCGUGCAGUCUAUGACAUUGUCCAUGACAAGCCUUACUCCUGGGUGGAUGGCUGGAACAGUUUUAACCCAGGUCACGAGCACCCUGAUCAGAACUCUUUCACAUUUGCUCCUAAUGGACAAGUAUUUGUGUCUGAAGCACUUUAUGGUCCAAAGUACAGCUACCUUAACAAUGUUUUGGUGUUCAGUCCGUCUCCUACGAGCCAGUGUAACAGUCCAUGGGAGGGUCAGUUAGGGGAGUGCGCCAAGUGGCUGCGCUGGACUGAUGAGGGGGUGGGUGAUGCCAGAGGGGAGGUGAUUGUCGCCUCCUCACACAGGGACACCAUGUUUGUGAGUGGGGAAGCGGCGUUGGCUUAUUCCCCCGCAAUGAGACUAAAGAGUGUGUUCAGAGCUUUAGUUCUGCUAAACUCACAGACUCUGCUGGUGCUUGAUCACGUAGAGAAGUGGAGUGAUUCACCUGUGAAGUCCCUUAGUGCUUUUUUCCACAAUCUUGACAUUGACUUCAAAUACGUUCCUUUCAGAUUCAUGGACAGAUAUAAUGGCGCUUUGAUGGAUGUGUGGGACGCUCAUUAUAAAAUGUUCUGGUUCGACAGUCAGGGUCACAGCCCUGAUACCAGGAUACAAGAGGCAGAGCAGGCGGCUGAGUUUAAAAAGAGGUGGACUCAGUAUGUAAAUGUCACUUUCCCAAUGUUAGGCACAGUCAGCAGAGUAGCUUACGUGUUACAUGGGCCAUAUGUCAAAGUGUCCAGCUGUAAGUUUUUGGAUAACAGCAAGAAUGGAGUGAGACUUUCUUUAACCAUCAAUAACACAGAGAAGAUUGUCUCUAUUGCUACAAACUACAAAGACAUAGGAGCUAGGUCAACUUAUCUAGGAUUUGGAGGUCACUGUAAAGUUGAGGAUAAAUAUCAAAUUACUCGAUAUGGCCUUGGGACUCAACUCAUUCCCAAACAAAUCAGCAGUGAUAAUCAGCUUUUUGACUUUGGGUUCACAGUCAAUGUGAUAGCAGGGGUGGUUCUCUUUGUGGCCAUAGGAUGUUUGACCAUGCAGAGAAAGUUUUACGUCUGCUUCAGCAAGCUGAUGCGUUACGCCCUCUUCUCUGUGCUCCUUCUGUGGAUAGCCGAGCUGCUGUUUGUAUCUAACAGCUGCGAUCAGCUUCUCUGUGGGGUAAAAUGGAAAGGUGCAGGUGCCAAAAAAGAAGUAAACAAACAAAUCACACUGUACGAGCUGCAGCGGCUCCCCCUCCCCACUGUAGUCAUAACAACCCUUCCCGGUUCAGGAUCAGAAAUACUCAAGUACCUUUUCUACAACAGCUCGGACUUUGUUUACAUAAGAGUUCCCACCGAGCACCUGGAUAUUCCUGAGACUGAGUUUGAGUUUGACUCUCUGGUCGACGCCUGUGAGUGGUCAAGGUCAGACGCCAUGCAUGGGCGGUUUAAGAUUAUUCAGGGCUGGCUUCAUUCGCUGGUCCACAACAUAAAGCUGCACUUGCAGAAUAUUCAGCUGGUAGAGGGCAGCAGGGUCAAACAGUCCCAGAGAGUCGACCCCUCGAGGGACAGAAAGAAAAGAUCCAGGAGGAGAGAGCGGACAUCUGAGCUGAAGGGCAAACUGAGAGCAAGUCUGGACAGAGAUGCAGAGUAUGUUAGAGAGAUGAGGCGUCAUGUUGCGGAGUACCCUAACGCCCGGGUGGUCCUCAACAUGCGGAGCGGGAGCUGGGCGCUCAAACUGCCGUUCAUUCAGGAGGUUGUGGGAUCUUCCUUGAGGACAAUCUACCUGGUGAGAGACCCUCGAGCGUGGAUUUAUCUCAUGGUUUAUAACAGUAAACCUAGCCUUUACUCCCUCAAAAACAUCCCGCAGCACCUUUCCUUGAUAUUCAAGGAGGAUGCUGUCAGAGACGGGUGCCCAGCUGCAGCGCCAGAGUUUAAAAUAAUCCAGAAACUACUUUCCCGUUCUGAGACAAACCCCAUCCUGAUACUGGCUAAUCUGUGGCUGGCUCACACCGCAGCAGUGCUGAGAGUCAGCGAGAGCCUUCCCGAGGAGUCCUACCUCCAAGUGAGGUUUGAGGACGUGGUCAACUUCCCGCAGGAGACGGCAGAGAGCAUACACACAUUUCUGGGGGUGCCCGUCUCACCCGCAGCCCUCAACCAACUUCUCUUCACCACCUCCACAAACCUGUACAAUCUAAUGUAUGAAGGAGACAUUUCACCAGCCAACAUUAACAUGUGGAGACAAAAUAUGCCUCGGAAGGACAUGAGAGUAAUAGAGGACGUGUGUGGGAGUGUGAUGAGGAGACUGGGUUACACGAGGUUUGCUAGUUAACUUGCCGCUGCAGGUCAGCUGACAUUGAGCUGUCUUGCUUACUGUAGUUGCCGUUGAGUUCUGUAAAAAAUAAGUUUUUUUUUGCACUGACUUUAAAUCUGAAAAUAUGUUACAAGUUGAGGAGAAACUGUGUAGCAUUUCUGUCUUUUUGUUGUGUUUGUUUGGGUAUUGUACAGACCACAGCAACAGAUGUUUGUGAGGGAGGAAUAUUUUACAUUAAAAUAAGUGGAAGGGAGCUUAUGUUUUUGUUUUACCCCCAGGAGCCCUUCACUUCACUUGUAGCACUCUUUCAUUGAGUGAGACUUUAGACCUUUGCUGUCUUACAUGCAGAGUUGAAUUUUAGCUUACAUUUUUUAUAUGUUUGCAUCAUCCUACAACAACUCAGUUUCACCGUGAAGAUUAAUUAAUGUUUGUUUUAGUAAGCAAUGAGAUUUUUCGAUCCCUAAUCUGUGAUGUCAGAGUUGUUUGCGCAAAAUCCAUAUCUGUGAUUACUGGCAUUUGUUUUUUUGGGGGGGGAUCAAGAGAUAUUUACUGGUUUAAAAAGGAUAUAUUAUGAAGCUCAUUAAGAAGUAAGCCUCAUAUUUAUUGACAGUCUUAUAAUAUGUAGCUUUGGGAGAUAAUUUCCAAAGGCUAAUUUGGCUGUCAUGAAUUUAAUAUCUGAACUUCAUGUGCUGUUUCCCUUUAAAACUACAAAAUGUUGCAAUGUAUAGACUGUUUUGCAAAGCAGAGAAAACGAUAGUUGUGCUUUAUUGCUCUAAUACAGACAUAUGAAUGACAUGGAUUGUAUUUUUAUUACAUAAGUAGAGGGAUUUUAUUUGAAGCUCAACGAUGUCAUGAUGGCUUGGUGGCUUAGCACUUGCGCGGGGACUCUUUUGAUUGUAUGUGGGAUUCAGUGCAUUUUCCAAAGCUAACUUAACUGUAUGUACUCGAUUAGCUUGGAAAUAUAAAAUGUCUGAAGAUGCAUUAACCUCAGAAGAUAUUAAGUGUAGAAGAAAGAAAGUUAGAAGUAUUUAUGGAUUCCAAAGACACAUAUCCCAAAGGAUCAGGAAUGAAUAUGAUUAUUAUAACUCCCUUUGGCAUUUAUUGAAUUAGAUCAGAGGAAAGUGCUUAAUAGGGAUCAAACUGGAAAUAUGAAAAAAAAAAAAAAACCUGUCAGCCUUGACACAUUUCUAGUCAAAGCAAUUUCCAAAGCACCCCCCUCAGCUACUCAUAUUAAUCUGCAAAAUGCCAUAGCUGAGGCUUACCCUGUGUGUUAUUGUUGUGCUGUCUGUCUUCACUCUAAAGGCCUGGAGGAAAUGCAAACUGUUUCCAUUUCCUGUUGUGGUCAAUCAGAUAUUCAAUGAUCUUUUGGGGCUUUUGUCUUGAGAGAGUUCAGCAAACAGUGGAGUGAACAAGGACUGAGCAAUGGGAUGAAUGUUAAAUAUAGCUAAAGGAGAAAAAAAAAAAGUCAGAGACCAUUUCUACUGUUAUGCUCUUUGGCCUGGUCCAAAAAAUGACGCUACUCAGUAACCUUUGAUGCUGUCUUGCUUAAACAUUUCUGUACUGUAAAUGGUUCACGUAUAAUAUGCAGAUGGCUCGCUCGAUCACAGACUGUCCCCCUUGCAUCUGCACACAAAAAAAAUAACAACCAUAAGGCACUCAUUUGGAAAUAUCCAUCUUUCCUUAACUAGAAACUGUCCUGUUUGUUUUCUUCUCUACGAACACUGAAACCCUUGACUGCCUGGAAAAACCCUUUGAUGUUUGUGGUCUUUGAAUGUGUAGACUUGGCAGACAUGCUUUCACUUUGGUGUUGCAAUCCUGUUACCAACUCUGUUUUGUAUUUGCUCGUGGGGAUAUGGUUCCUUGCUUAUGUGGCCUUGAAUUACAAUCAUUUUCUCUAUAACGGUUUUCUGUGGGCUCCGGAGCAAGAGGUGGAGAUAAUGUCAAGAAAACAAUAAAUUCAUAAAUAUA
Molecule: messenger RNA, 6616 nt
Organism: Cottoperca gobio
Lineage: Eukaryota; Metazoa; Chordata; Actinopteri; Perciformes; Bovichtidae
Gene: dselb
Product: dermatan sulfate epimerase like b
Exons: 1
Coding region: 1010-4666 (1218 amino acids)
Molecular function (GO): chondroitin-glucuronate 5-epimerase activity; sulfotransferase activity
Source: RefSeq, a predicted model, not a curated record